AUGGGACUUUAUUCUACAAUAAUAAAAAUUAUAGAAUAAGAAUGGGAGGGGUUUUAUAAUAUUUAAUUGGAUAGUAGUAACUUUUAGUUAUAAAUUUAUAGCACAACGUCAUAAAAUAUAUGAUUUCUUUUUAACGUUUGUAGUUGUUAAUUAUAAUUUAUACUAUCCUAUAACAAAAUAUUUUUCAAUGAAAAUUAAUAUGUAGAUCGCUAUUUUAUAACAGUUGGCACUUUUGGGUAAAUCAAAAUUUAAAUAUUGUAGUGUGAUCAAUAUUUUUAAUUUAGAUAUAAAAUUUUUAUAAUCAUCUUUAGUGAGUUUAAGUAGGAUAUCAGAAGGAGAUUUUAGGAAUUAGCUUAUAAAAUAACAAUCUUUGCAUCUCUUUAUUUAUAAAAUUUGUAUUUCUUGAUCAUUUGAAAAGAGCAACAACAUUAAAGGGUAUAUUUGAUUUAACAAAUAUUUAAACUUCAUUAUACAUAUUAAAGCAGAAAAAAAAUUUAUUUAGUUUAGAAAGAUGAUUUGAAAGAAUUUUAUAAAUAAAUAUUGGAGGACAUCGAUGAUUAUUUGAAUAAUAUGAAAAUUCAAUAAACUACAAAUUCAGGAAGGUUCGGAUCUAUCUGAGGUUAAGAUCCUAUUAAUUAAACUUAAAGAAAAUAAAAAUUAAAACCAUAUUUGUUUGAAUUAUUUCUUAAAGAUCAAAAAUAUAGAAGAUUGCUAUAGAUGAUGGUUAAAUUGAAAAUAAUUAAAUACUAAGAGAGGUUUUUUAUGAGUAAAAAUAUUAUUCGAUAAAAUUAAUAAAGUUUUGAUAUUUAUCCUUGUUUUAUUCUUAUAUUAUAAGAAAAGAAGAUAGAAGUUAAAUUAGAAGAAUUUUCUUUGAGAAAUGAAAUGAGAAAGAAAUCAUUAGAUUAAACUUCAUUAAUAUUUAAACAUUAAGUUCGUAUUUCUUUUAUGGAUUUAUAAAUUUGCAAAUAAAAAAAGAAGAAAUUUUAUUAAUAAAUAGAUGUUAAUAAUCUAUUUAUGGAUAAAGUAUUAAAGCUAAUAAUGAUUUUUUUAAAUAAUUGA
Molecule: messenger RNA, 1059 nt
Organism: Paramecium sonneborni
Lineage: Eukaryota; Ciliophora; Oligohymenophorea; Peniculida; Parameciidae
Source: the annotation of a GenBank genome assembly